GGAAACCACACGGGGUCCACAGCAAUCCCUGAUCCGCUACCCUUCCUUCAUAUCUCGCCACCGGACGCUUUGGGCUCCCUGCUCCCAUGGCGUCCUCUUUCUUCGUUCGCACUCAAGUAUCGCCCAUGACUCCGCUGCUGCCGGACGCCUCCCAGAGGUCGGCGUCGAUGCCCACUAUGUCCGAGAUCAUGGACGCCUCCCGGACGCAGGGCCUCCGCCUCCGCCUCCAGUCGCUGGGGCCCUUCUUCCGCGUGCGGGCGGAGGCCGAGGACGGGGCGGAGCUGGGGAGGGCAGAGGGUGUCGUCAGGCCGUGGGUCGGGGGCAAGGUGCUGCACCUGGACUCCAUGAGGCUCAGCCAGGACACGCUCCGCAUGGACCGCUCUAUCUUCGGCUUCGGCCUCUUCAUUGGUGCCGCCGCCGUCCGCCACGGCUUCGACCGAGGUUGCCGCCGGGCCGAGCUCCUCGCCAUAAACGACUCGCCUCUCUUUCAUUCCAAGCUUGUGAGGUUUUACACGAGGAUGGGAUUCAAGGCGGUGCACGAGGUAGAUGGAUCAUCGGUGGGCGAUUUGGCUCACAUGUUGGUGUGGGGAGGUAGAGGGACUAGAAUGGAUGCUGACAUAGAACAGCUUCUUAUUAAAUGGGGCAAAAGAUUUAAGUCCUAAAGGUGAUGUAAUUGACAUCCCUGACAUUUCUGUUUUAAUUGCCAACAGUAGAUUCAUGGUAAUUCACUCACAUUACCAUUUAGCUAUGCAAGUGAUCAAUCCCCAAGUUGCAAAAAUAGUCUUUUUGUCUAACAGAGAUAAAACUGUGCAUUUCAACCUUAUACAUUAGAAAAUUACACUUUAUGUUUGAAUGAAACCACGAUUUUGUAUUAACAGGAGCAAUGCACAGUGCACUAUUAUCUGGCUUUGUCAAUCCAAUAUCAGCACUGCUCUUGGUUGACCAAGUAUUAAAACCAUCCUCUGCACCAAGCGCAAUAUUUUGGUUGCCUACAAUGCCAGAAAACUCGAGAAUCAGGGAUUGGUUCAGAGACAUCACUGAAGCAAAACUUGCAUGAUCAUGGAAAAAUUGCACCUCUGAUAGAAAAAAAAAAAAAAAAGUCUUGUCUAUUGGUUGCUUCAUCAGUAUUAAAUUAUGGCAGAAACUUUGCUAGCUUUCUAGAGUAAUAUUCAUGUUUCUUGAGAGAAGUGGCAUUCUUUCUAUUAAGAAAAUAUCAAAUAAGUAGUGGACAGUUACAGUGUCAUUGGUUGAUACUCUUCCAUUCAGCAUAAGAUAUAUUUACAAAAUGAAGUUCCUCAACUCCUGAACACAUUAGAUAACCCUGCAUGUAGAAAGCUAAUUUCAUUUUGUAUUUAUGCUCAAAACACAUUAGAACAGGUGUUGCUCCUCGGUUGACUAUAGUUUCAUUGUUGUACUAGAGGAAUCUACUUUAUGAAUGAUUCAAAUUGCAAGAUGGAAAGUAUCUCUUUGAUCAUUCCCUAAAUUGAUCGAUUACAUAUUUUCACAUAAUUGGGGUCCUGUGAGUGUCUCAUCAUAUUAUGCUCCUGUGCAUGCAAUCAAAGAGAUCAGGUGCAGAGAAAAUGGAGAAGGUAGGUGUGUUUCAUGGCACAUUGGAAAGUAAUGUGUAUGUGUGUCGUUGCUCUGAUCAUCACUUUCCUAUUCAUAAUUGUUCAGUUUCCUGUGGUUCCACAGACACCCCUUCAUUGACUUCAUUGAUGCCAUCAUUUUCUGUUUUGAUCUGCCAUAUUUCGGACGUGGGAUUUCAAUAAUGUUAAUAUUAAAGGAGAUAACAGAGCAAUAAAUGUAUUUGUUAUUUUCAAAGGUUUUUCCCCUAUAUCUUUGUGGCAAAAUUAACUGUCUUUAUGCCGUCAUUCACUUGAAGAUUUUAAACCAUUUUCUAAGCUACUCUUCCUGUUCAAAGGUAUAUUUGUGCUUGUGGACAGCUGUGGUAGAGUUGGAAGAUAUAUAUUUCUUUUGUUCAGAAUUAUGAGUCUGCAACUCUGUGUCAACUUAAUCAUCUACUAAUAUUUCUUUUAUUAUUAUAUGGUCAUCUGGACUUUGCCAAAUGCAUCAUGAUGAAGAUAAUCAUGACCGCAGAAAAGUUAGGGUUGAGUUUUCAUUAAAUCGACUCGUUACGUGGAGAGUCGCGAAAUAUAGGGAGGCAUAGUAAUUGUAUUGGUCAAAGACAAAGCAAAGACAAACUUAGAUGAGAUGAUAUAGUAGCUGAAAAGAAUGAACACUCAGUAACAUGACUGAAAUAAGAGAUGAAUCAUCUAUGGAGCUUUUAGUUAUAGAGAAACUUCAAAUAGUUAAUAUGUAUCACUAUAGCUUUGGUGUGAAUAGAGUAAACCUUUAGAGGCAAUCAAGAUUUGGAGAUAGAAGCCAAAAGUUCCUCUAGUGAGGAAAGUGGAAGGUUGUGGAUAGUCAUGCUGUGAGUGAAUGAUAUAUAUUUACAAACCUAUGAAGUCAUAGCAGAAAAACUAGAUAUACUUUUUCUGAUGCAGUAUGGUGUAGUUUUGUGAAGGCAUGUUUGUAAUCUCUGUCGUUUAAAGGAGCAAACAUUAUCACAUUUUAGAUAGAUUUCGAUGACUCCACCUUUUUCUUCUAGUAAAAGAAAAGGGACAGAACAAGAGAACCAGCAGAGCUAGUGAGUUCAUAGUCAUUGACAUGUCAUACGAGUGGGUAGUUGGUGUGCAACAAAAUUUUGCCAGAAAUCUAAAACUCAUAAUCUGUAAUCACUACAAAUCACAGAGUGCACAUUGCCAUUAGGAAACCCUUCUACUUGUCUAACAGCCAAUUGCUACCAUCUACAGCAUGCAACUAAAGAACACUGUAGGCAGUACUUCGUUCUACACUGAGCUCUUCUGGUCGUUGCCUCCUUGCUUUGAUGAAUCAUUAAAUGCGAGUUUAUGACUGAGCCCUUUUUCUCUCCUGUCCUCCUUGAGCUGGUUAAGUCUUAGCUUUUCAUUUACUUUUCCUGAGAACACAGACCAUUGGCUUGCAAAGUUCUGCGUGACUCCCCCUCUGAAGCAAUCUUUCUUUUAGAGCCAUAGGAUUCAUGCUUGUAACAUUCAGGUCAAGCUACCCAUUCGAUUGUUCUCCGUUUCUGCUGCUGUUGUGCCUGUGUACCAAUAGUUCUAAGCAGCAAUGUUCCAGUCCUGCUUUGAAUGUGUUAUUAGGGGAUGAAACUAUAUAUAUCAGCGACACCUGUUUACAUACAAGGGGGGUGGAGAACAUCAUCACCCACAUGCUGCUCAGGUCAGUACACCUCGCAAGGAAAGGAAAAUUAACUGCAGGAGCAGGUGGUGGGCACUGAAGAAGUUCUCUGAGGUAGCCAUUCAAGUCCUCGUUGUGAGUCAACUUGACUCUUCUAUAUGCUACGAGUUGCAGUGAACCUUGGAUGCUUGUCAUACUCCUGCCAGUGAUAUAAAGUGGUGGAUGAUCCAUAUAUUAAACCAGUUUUAGCCAGUGACUGGAAUCUGAAGCUGGUGGCACGCCACAAAGCAGCAACAGGAAGCGCCGAGCAAUUCCAAACACAGUGCAGCCGCCUGGCACAGCUGCUGCAUCCGAUAGCACCAGAAGCCUCUCGUUGCUCUGAGACCAUCAGCUUCACCACUUCCAACACCAAGCAUAAGAAACAAGUAAAAGAAGGGGGCAAGCAUUCAUGGACGAGUGACAAUAGAUGGGAAACAAAAGGACAACUCGCAAUUCAUUCCUACAAAGUCACUCGAUGGCUUCUGUCCUCGGGGAUGUGUUGUCUUCCUCCGGACUUUUUUUACUGCACUCGGCCGGCCUUCCUUUCACUUUGAGCUACGUCUUUUACCCCCUUCUCUGCCCAGGUCCUCAAAGCCAUACUUCUAUGAAGCUAGCUAAUAAACCGUACUUUUGUUGCAGAACAUGUCAUGGUCCAUUAGCAUCCGAUUUCCACUCGGAUCAUUGCAACCUUCUUCUCUUGCUGCUUGUCGUCGCAAGAGAGACAGUGCUGCCGGUGCCGGUGUCGGUGGUGCUCUCACAGUUUGCAGGUGAUGUCCCGGAUGAAGCCAGAAACGUCGCUGCUCUCGCCUUCUCCUUGUGUGACUCGAGAACAAUGAGACUGUAGCAGGAGAACACAUACUCCUGUCCACACAAACAUGUUGGUGCAUUAACACAUGAGUCAACUUCUAUUUCCUAAGAAA
Messenger RNA from Musa acuminata subsp. malaccensis (wild Malaysian banana), 4175 nucleotides. The record is from RefSeq and is a predicted model, not a curated record. Lineage: Eukaryota; Viridiplantae; Streptophyta; Magnoliopsida; Zingiberales; Musaceae.